This is a messenger RNA of Capsicum annuum, 716 nucleotides long. RefSeq lists its product as uncharacterized. NCBI's taxonomy places the organism in Eukaryota, Viridiplantae, Streptophyta, Magnoliopsida, Solanales, Solanaceae. The record is from RefSeq and is a predicted model, not a curated record. The transcript is spliced from 4 exons. Gene Ontology annotation, biological process: mRNA splicing, via spliceosome. Gene Ontology annotation, cellular component: precatalytic spliceosome; U2 snRNP. The coding region runs from base 254 to 517 and encodes 87 amino acids.
AAAUAAAAUAAAAUUCUAGCGCUACCCACUUAAUGACCUCAAUAUGGAGAUAAUUCUAUUGGAGCGCUGCCAUAACAUGCAACGCGUGAUUCGAUUAGUCGGCUCCAAUACGGUAGAAAACAAAAAGAAGCUUUCGCAGCGAAGUGGGUCGGAUUGUUCUACGGAACCCUUUUGCCGUCAUACGCCCAGCUCUAUAAAUCCUCUAUAAUACUAACAUCCCUCAUCUGAUUUCAUCUUCUAAUUGUGCGAAAAAAUGCAGGCUAGUGACAGGUUCAAUAUCAACUCCCAGCUUGAGCACUUACAAGCUAAAUACGUUGGAACAGGACAUGCCGACUUGACUAGAUUUGAGUGGGCAGUGAACAUUCAGCGUGACAGUUACGCAUCCUAUGUUGGACACUACCCAAUGUUGGCGUAUUUUGCCAUUGCAGAAAAUGAAUCAAUUGGAAGAGAACGUUAUAAUUUUAUGCAGAAAAUGCUUUUGCCCUGUGGUCUUCCACCUGAAAGGGAAGAUGAGUAAGAUUUGCAAUGGAUAGCACCCUUCAGACUUGGACCUCUGUCGAGCCAAAACUGUUGAGAACGUGUAAGGUUGAUAAUAUGAAAGAUUUGACUUGUAUUAAUCUGACUAAUCUAGCGAAAGCACAUUCAUGACUACACAUUUAUUAUGUUCAAGUGACAUGUAUUUCAAGUUCAGUAGUUGUUUUUGCUCGAGUGCCAAA